Aspergillus nidulans FGSC A4 is the source of this 2187-nucleotide messenger RNA. Its product is annotated as putative Ran-binding protein (RanBP10). The coding region runs from base 1 to 2022 and encodes 673 amino acids. Lineage: Eukaryota; Fungi; Ascomycota; Eurotiomycetes; Eurotiales; Aspergillaceae. Gene Ontology annotation, biological process: negative regulation of gluconeogenesis. The record is from RefSeq and is a predicted model, not a curated record. The transcript is spliced from 6 exons.
AUGACUGAUACACCUUUUUCCCCUUCCGGUGGAGCUCCUCGAGCUCCUCUUACCACCACAUAUUCCGCACCGAGUAUCUCUUCUAUCCCCCGUCGCUCUUCUUACGCCUCUGUGCUUUCAGGAACCGCCGCCCUAUCGCCACAGGCUAGCACUCCCUUCUCGCAGUUGAACUCCACUUCGUCCUAUCCCCCGCCGUUCCACCCCGAAGGCCGCCCGUCGAGGCACUCGGCCGCCGUGGAUGCAGAGAUGCAGACGAAUUCUCCCUGGAUGUUACCUCCGCAGGACACGCUUCCUCCAUACUCCCGGAAGUUCGCGAGCUUCCCGGCUUACGAUCCCUUCUUCCAGAAUCUCAGUAACUUCGCCGAGACACCUUCCUCCUUCACGCCUUCUUAUCUCCGCAACUCCCGGUACAUCUCUCGCCUCGAAGCUGCUCGUCGCGCCAAACCGGGAUCUCAACGAGAUGCUGCCUCCGUCUCGUCCGGCCAGGGCAAUUUGCCCCGGAUAGCGCCUUCAUACCGCGGGAUGACGUAUGAUAUUAUCGACAGGGAACCUGUCGGCGACGACGAUGACCAUAUUAUGCCGCUACCAUCCCGAUGGAGUGACUCGGACAAAUACCCAGGACUAGAACUUCUGAAUGAUGGUUUGGAAAUUCGGUACAAUGGGCCGGUUAACAAGCAGGAUCAUGAAGCCGCCUCUGUCCGAGCGGAUCACCCUAUGCCACCGCAAUGCGGGAUAUAUUAUUUCGAGAUCACAAUACAUUCGAAACCUAAAGAGGGGAUGAUUGGAAUAGGGUUUUCAAAUAACAAAGCAUCCGUCGAGCGGCUUCCCGGCUGGGAGCAGGAAUCGUGGGCAUACCAUGGCGACGACGGCAAAUCAUUCUUCGGCGAAAACCAAGGGCAAGGUCGGCAAUACGGCCCAACAUUCGGAGUCAAUGAUACUGUGGGAUGCGGGGUGAACUUUUCCACCGGAUGUGCUUUCUUCACAAAAAAUGGGGUCUUUCUAGGCAAUGCCUUUAAGGAACUGCGAAAUCUGAAAGUCUAUCCGUCCGUGGGAGUGAAGAAGAACCCCCCGGUACAUAUAUCCGCCAAUUUCGGCCAACAGCCAUUCAUGUUUGAUAUUGAUGGGAUGGUCAAGAAACAAAAGGAUACUAUCCAUGCUGAAAUUAGCAAGACGAGCAUAGCCAACAUACAACCGCCGCUGGACGAGACGGCCUUCCUGCAGGAAUUAGUUGCGCAAUUCUUAGCUCAUGAUGGCUAUGUAGAGACUGCCCGAGCGUUUGCAGAGGAAGUUGCCGCUGAGGCGGCAGCGCUAGAGAAUGGCCGUCAGGCGCAGCUUAAAAAGUACGAGGUAGAGGAGGACAUCGAGGCGAUCAAUCGGCAAAAAAUUCGAGCCGCUAUUCUCGAGGGCGAUAUCGAUAGAGCCCUCAAAUACACCAACGCCUACUAUGCUAAUGUGCUGCAACAGUAUCCUCACAUACACUUCAAGCUACGGUGCCGAAAGUUCCUGGAAAUGAUGCGGCGAUGUACCGAGCUGUCGUCGUCUGCAAAAAAAGGCAAAACCACCAAUGGUUUUUCCGACAGUGCCGUAUUCGACGAAGAGAUGGAGCUUGAUGAGCAGAUGCAAGACCGCGACCGAUGGGACGCUGAUGGAAUGGAUAUGGAAGAGACAGAGACUGCCACUAAAUCGAACGAGCUUUUAACUGAGGCCGUGCAGUAUGGACAACAGCUUCGGAUUGAUUAUCCUAGCGACGAAAACGGGGGCGAUAAGAAAUUGCUGGAUGAUAUCUUCUCACUGGUGGCAUAUCCAGACCCGAAGCGAUCGGUGCAUGGCCACUACCUGGACCCAGCCGGACGUGUUGCCGUUGCAGAGGAACUCAACUCGGCGAUUCUAGUGUCACUGGGCAAGUCCUCAGCAGCGGCCCUAGAGCGGCUGUACCAGCAAACGGAAGUAUUGGUCAAUGAGAUUAGUGAAGAGGGAGGCGCUGGGGCGUUCAUCAAUGUACGAAAUGACUUUUUACAAUAGGCUUCUGGCUUUCGUGGUUUGACGGCGCCGGGCGGGUUCGAGUAUUGAAGCAUUGCAGACUGUCAUCUGAGACUGGCACCUUGAUAUAUCAUUAUUCUCAACCUCUUUCAUCUAGCUCGAACUCCUCUCUCGUAUGCUUGUCAGACUUCAGCCUAGGAUUUAAGU